Messenger RNA from Botrytis byssoidea, 789 nucleotides. RefSeq lists its product as uncharacterized. The record is from RefSeq and is a predicted model, not a curated record. Bases 1 to 789 code for a protein of 262 amino acids. The transcript has a single exon. Lineage: Eukaryota; Fungi; Ascomycota; Leotiomycetes; Helotiales; Sclerotiniaceae.
AUGCAUCUUGUAAAUUGCAACGCCGAGAAACGACCAGAGGUUUUACGUGACUUCAUCCGUCAGAAUCCUCUUGGUAUUUUAACAACUGCAAUCAAAUCGGAGACGCAUCCAUUUCUUCAAAACAGUCACGUUCCUUGGAUAGUCGAUGCGGAGUUUGAUGGCAAUACGAGUGGUCUUGGUAGACUUCGCGGUCACAUUGCGCGACAAAAUCCUCAGGCAAAAGCCAUCAUAGAAAGUUGCACAGCAGACGACAAUUCACCAGCAUCAAACGUCCUCGAGAAUGACGUUCUUGUAUUGUUCAACGGACCAGUCCAUCACUAUGUUACACCUAAGUUCUACAAGCAGACCAAACCUGAUACUGGAAAAGUAGUUCCUACCUGGGAUUACGAGGCUGUGGAGCUUUACGGUAAAGCAAAGGUUUACUACGAUUCAAAGUCUGCUGAAUCCGGAGCAUUUCUGGCAAAGCAGAUAUCUGAUCUCUCGGAGCAUAUGGAGACGUCGGUAAUGGGUUAUGGCAAGACCGCAGGAACACAUCCGUGGAAAGUGGAGGAUGCACCUGAGCGUUAUAUUGAAUUGCUCACCAAGAACAUCAUUGGGAUAGAAAUUGAAAUUACUUCCAUGUCGGGAAGGUUCAAGUGGAGCCAAGAGAAGAAUGUGAAUGAUAGAGCUGGUGUGAUAGAAGGAUUCAAAAACUUAAAUACGCCUGGCGGUGCACUACUCUCUGAAAAAGUCGAAACCUACGCUGCUCUUUUUGAUGCAGACAAAGCAGCAAAGAAGGCGGGAAUAUAG